CCCGCAGCUCCGGGCCCGGCUCCGCCAUGGGCGCCGCGCGCUGCUCCCGGCUCCUGCCGCUCCUGCUGCCGCUCCUGCUGCCGCUCUUGGCGGCGUGGGGGCCCCGUGUCUCGGGCGGGCUCCGCGCCCCGCGGCGGCGCUGGCCGGUGCCCUACAGGCGCUUUGAUUACCGUCCAAAAACUGAUCCUUACUGCCAAGCUCGUUACACCUUCUGUCCCACUGGCUCUGCCAUUCCAGUUAUGAAAGAAGAGGAUGUCAUUGAAGUGUAUCGAUUACAGGCUCCAGUAUGGGAAUUCAAGUAUGGAGACCUACUAGGACACUUGAAAAUUAUGCAUGAUGCUGUAGGUUUCAGGAGCUCUCUAACAGGCAAAAACUACACAAUGGAGUGGUAUGAGCUCUUCCAGCUUGGGAACUGCACGUUUCCACAUCUGCGGCCUGGCAUAGAUGCACCGUUCUGGUGUAACCAGGGAGCUGCCUGCUUUUAUGAAGGAAUAGAUGAUGCACACUGGAAGGAAAAUGGAACUUUAGUUCUUGUGACUACAAUAUCAGGAACCAUGUUUAAUGAAAUGGCACAAUGGGUAAAAUAUGACAAUGAGACUGGUAUUUACUACGAGACCUGGACAGUUCAAGCAAGUCCUGACAAACAAUCAACAGUAUGGUUUGACUCUUAUGAGUGCUCGAAGUUUAUACUGAGAACCUACCAAAAGCUGGCUGACUUAGGAGCUGUAUUUAAGAAGAUACAAACAAACUAUACAAGCAUAAUUUUAUUCAGCGGAGAACCUAUUUAUUUGGGAAAUGAAACAUCUAUUUUUGGACCACUAGGAAACAAGACAUUGGCAGCAGCUAUAAGAGACUUCUACAGUCCAUUUAAACCUCAUCAGUCAGUCAGAGAGUUUUUUGUGGAUCUUGUAAGAAUAAUUGAUCGUGUCAUCUUGAAUCAUCAGUUUUACCUCUUCUACAACUUGGAAUACUGGUUUUUACCUAUGAAGUUUCCUUAUCUCAAAAUAAUUUAUGAAGAGGUCCCUUUACCUGUUGGAAGCAAAGAGUCCUUCGGUGUAUAGCUGCUUACUGAAGAACCAAACUUGCCCUCAUGUCAAAUUUGGAGCAUUACCGUGAUGGUGCUAAAGGGUCAUACGUUUCAGUGCUAACCGUAAAAGUUGUGUUGGGAAGGCUUUGCCAGACACCAUGAAAGCGUGUGCAUUUUUUUUGUUAUUACCUGUAUAGCACAUGAAAGCUUCAGCAUCCAUGACUUAGCUUCUGUGUAACCAUGGCCACGUGCUGAGGCUCCUUUGGCUGAGCUUGGCAGUGCCAGAGGGGGAGUGGGGAGGCAGCAGCCUGCUCUGGUCUCCACAUGCAUGGCCAUGCUGUAGCAGGUAGCACCUGACCACCUACAGAGGUGGGACACAGCAUUACAAGGACUAAAUUGGCUUAUCUGUGUCUUGGAGCUAAAAAACCUGAGUGUCUUCGUGUGUCCAGUUCCUUCAACAUGUGCCUUAGAUUGGUAGUUCUGUAGUUCUUUGGUUUGUAAACUGGGACCCAUAAACUGUUCUCCAGUGUUCAGUGGCGGUGGGGGAAGGGGCAGUGAAUCUACUAGAAGAUGGCAUGGGUGGUAUCUUUUAACCACUUUGCUUCAUUCACCUAUACUGUAAACACAAUACAGAUGGCUCUUCUUUA
This is a messenger RNA of Pseudopipra pipra, 1674 nucleotides long. It is a transcript of the gene CLN5, whose product is annotated as CLN5 intracellular trafficking protein. Gene Ontology annotation, cellular component: lysosomal membrane; lysosome. The record is from RefSeq and is a predicted model, not a curated record. Bases 27 to 1061 code for a protein of 344 amino acids. Gene Ontology annotation, molecular function: hydrolase activity, acting on glycosyl bonds. Gene Ontology annotation, biological process: lysosome organization. Lineage: Eukaryota; Metazoa; Chordata; Aves; Passeriformes; Pipridae. The transcript has 4 exons.